Bufo bufo (common toad) is the source of this 1513-nucleotide messenger RNA. RefSeq names its product retinol dehydrogenase 7-like. The record is from RefSeq and is a predicted model, not a curated record. Bases 146 to 1099 code for a protein of 317 amino acids. The transcript has 5 exons. NCBI's taxonomy places the organism in Eukaryota, Metazoa, Chordata, Amphibia, Anura, Bufonidae.
CUACUGGAAACCUUGAAAAAGAGGAUUUGCUCAUCUGUUACCUCUAGGCAUAGACUUUAAAAGCAACAGCAGUUAAAGUCUUGGGCUCUGGAGUCUUCAGGUGGAGAAGGAAUCUUGUAAGGGACGCAUUAUAACUUCAUCCAUUAUGUGGCUCCCUGUGCUGGUGCUGUUGGGUUUGAUCUUCCUAUACAGACGAUACAGAUAUGGUUUGAUCCUGAAGAAUCUUACAGACAAAUAUGUCUUCAUCACUGGAUGUGAUUCCGGAUUUGGAAAUCUGUUGGCAAGACAGCUGGACAAGCGUGGAGUGAAGGUUCUGGCGGGUUGUCUGACAGAGAAAGGAGCUGAAGACCUAAAGAAGGAGACGUCAAGCAGAGUGCAGACAGUCACUUUGGAUGUUACCAACACUCAGAGUGUUGUUGCUGCAGUCAAGUGGGCAUCUGAUAUUGUUGGUGACCAAGGAAUCUGGGGCUUGGUAAACAAUGCAGGAAUUAGUAUACCAAGUAAUGCUACUGAAUGGAUGACAAAAGAAGAUUUCUUCAAAAUCAUAAAUGUUAACCUCCUGGGGGUUGUUGAUGUGACCAUCCAUUUCUUACCCUUGAUUCGGAAAGCUCGAGGACGAGUGGUCAAUGUAGCCAGUAUAGCAGGAAGACUGACUGUGUGUCCCGGGGGAUACUGCUUGUCCAAGUAUGGAGUGGAAUCUUUUUCAGACUCUCUAAGGCGUGAAAUGAAGGUAUUUGGGGUCAAGGUAUGCAUUAUCGAACCUGGCUUUUUUAAUACACAAAUUACAAGUGCAGAGUUGUUAAAAAAAAGUGCAAAAACCAGCUGGGACAGCACUUCAGAGGAAGUCAGAAAAAGCUAUGGAGAGGCAUUUUUUCAAAAGUGUAUGCACAUGGUCGAUGUAAUGUCCCCAUUGUGUAACAAAGACCUGUCGCUGGUCACAAACUGCAUGGAGCAUGCUCUGACUGCCGUUUACCCCUGGACACGUUACUCCGCCGGAUGGGAUGCCACGCUCUUCUACUUACCACUUUCCUAUUUACCUACAGUGAUCUCUGACUUUAUACUCACCAUUGGAAUGCCUAGACCAGCAGAUGCUAUCUGAUGAUUCUUCUGAAAUCCCACAGCUUCAUAGUUGAUAACUUUCUGAUAUUAUUUUAAUGGGGCCAUUUAUCAAACUGAUGUAAAGUAGACCUGGCUUAGUUUCCCAUAGCAACAAAUCAGAUUCCACCUUUUAUUUUGACGGCUCCUUUGGAAAAUGAAAGGCGGUUUCUGAUUGGUUGCUAUAGGCAACUAAGCCAGCUCUACUUUACAUCAGUUUGAUAAAUGACCCCAUAGGUUUUGAGAUACAGUACUAAAAAAGUAGUGAGGUCAUGUCUAAACUGCACAAGCUUGGUGUAGGAAAAUGAUCUCGGAGCAGAAUUUGUUUUAUUUUUUUAUUGUUUCAUAUGAACUUUGCAAUACUUGUGAAGUGAAAACUAUUUUCCACCCUUACAGUCGACCAAUAGUUUCCUCUGUA